AUGAUCAUCAGUGACUCUGCAGAGGAAAUAGAAGAAAAAUGUCGGAAGGCUGUGAGUGACACCGUGUCUCGACUUUCUUACGAUCCCGACAAACGACCAGCCAUUUCCAAUUUGAUCGAUCUUUAUUGUGCUGUGUCUGGAACUGAAAUAGCGCAGGUUUUGCAGCAGGAUUGGGACCAAUUGCAACUGAAACAAGCACUUUCGCGGGCUGUCAUGGAACGAUUCCUUCCAAUACGAGAGAAACUUCUUCGGCUGGAGGAAGGAACAGAAGUCGAUGAGAUCUUAUUUGAGAAUGGUAAGGCAGCUCGAUCGAUUGCUGAACGAAAUAUGGAGGAAAUUCAAAAAAUAGUGGGGUUCUCAUAAUG
This is a messenger RNA of Strongylus vulgaris, 365 nucleotides long. The record is from the annotation of a GenBank genome assembly. NCBI's taxonomy places the organism in Eukaryota, Metazoa, Nematoda, Chromadorea, Rhabditida, Strongylidae.